CUCUCACGCAGAUGCAGCUGGAAGGGAGGGAGUGUGCAGGAGGAUCCGAGGCGGCGCCUGCUUACUCGGCCUCAAGAGUCACUGUCAGCCCGGUUCACUGGCUCGGGUUCUUCUCCUCCUCCUCCUCCUACUCUUCCUAUUCCUCCACCUGGGAAAGUCAGCGGACACUUGAGGGCCCCCGGAAGCUCGGCCGACCAGCUUCAUUCAGCUCAUUAGACAGCUUCGCCUCGCCGCGUCUCGCACCUGAGCUCACGCAGCAUGUCCGCCCCCGCCAGCAAAGAUGUGAAGGAGCUCAACCCUGUCGACUUCAUCCAGCUCCAGCAGUACAUUGAAUAUUGCAGCCUGAAGGUGAAAGACGUGCUGCGGGAAUUCGAUGCAGAUGGCCGCCUGUCCCGGCACAGGCAUGGAGAGUGCAUCAAUGAAGAAGGCUUCCGUCUCUUCUUGAAGACUUAUUUGGAAGUGGACGACUUCCCAUCAGAUCUAUGCCAGCGACUCUUCCGCUCUUUCCAGAACUCCGAAACUGCCCAGGAAGACAGCAGCAAGGAGGUCUUUCUCAAGGAUGUUUCGUGUUACUUCUCUCUCUUGGAGGACGGUCAGCCUCGGGACAAGCUGGAAUUUGCUUUCAAGCUCUACGAUAGAGACGGCAAUGGCGUUCUGGACAGCUCGGAAGUGGAUCGAAUUAUCGCCCAGAUGAUGCACGCUGCUGAGUACUUGGGAUGGGACGUGUCAGAGCUCAGGCCGGUUCUCAAGGACAUGAUGACUGCCAUCGAUGCUGACAGCAGCGGUACUGUUUCUCUGGAGGAGUGGGUGGAGGGAGGCAUGAACAACGUCCCCCUGCUGGUCCUACUCGGCCUGAAGAUGACACAGACAGACGGACAGCACCUGUGGAGAAUGAAACAUUUCAACAAGCCCGUUUACUGCAACGUGUGCCACUGCAUGCUACUGGGUCUCAGGAAGCAGGGCCUGUGCUGCACCUGCUGCAAGUACACAGUCCAUGGCCGAUGCGCGAAUAGGAAUCCAGCCCCCUGUGCCAGAACCUAUGUGAAGUCCAAGAAAGAAACAGGGGUUCCAGCGCACGACUGGGUGAGUGGCAAUUGUGAAUCAAGGAAGUGCGACAAGUGCCAGAAGAAGAUCAAGAGCUUCCAAGGCCUGACGGGCAAACACUGUGUGUGGUGCCACUCCAUGCGCCACGACGCGUGUGCAGACGAAGAGCCGAGCGAGUGCACGUGUGGCCCACUUCGAGACCACAUCCUGCCUCCGUGGGCUGUCUAUCCUGUCAUCAAGGAGCGAUCGAACAAUGGCUGCUCCGGUCAGAUGGAUGACGCUGAGCUCAAUACAACACCUGAUGGACAAGUCCUUCAGAUCAGCCCCGUGCCCAAUACGCACCCUCUUCUUGUGUUUGUCAAUCCCAAAAGUGGAGGCAAGCAGGGGGAAAGGGUCCUCCGUAAGUUUCAGUAUUUGCUCAACCCUCGGCAAGUGUACAACCUUUCCAACGGUGGACCGGCUGCAGGCCUGAGUUUCUUCAGAAACCUUCAGGAUUACAGGAUCCUGGUAUGCGGCGGAGACGGCACCGUCGGCUGGAUCCUGGAUGCCAUCGACAAAGCCGGUCUGCUGGUGCGGCCGCCGGUAGCCGUACUUCCUCUGGGCACAGGAAACGACCUGGCGCGAUGCCUGCGGUGGGGAGGAGGAUACGACGGUGAGGACCUGAAUAGGAUCCUGAGGGACAUUGAGGGAAGCUCUCAGGUUCUGAUGGACCGCUGGAGCGUGCAGGUCAUCAUGGAGGAAGGUGAAGAGAAGGGCGACCCGGUGCCAUAUGAAAUCAUCAACAACUACUUCUCCAUCGGAGUGGACGCCUCCAUCGCACACCGCUUUCACACCAUGCGAGAGAAACAUCCUCAAAAAUUCAACAGCAGAAUGAAGAACAAGCUGUGGUAUUUUGAAUUUGCCACUUCUGAGACCAUCUCAGCCUCUUGCAAGAAACUGAAUGAAAGUCUAACGAUAGAGUGUUGCGGGACACCUUUGGAUCUCAGCAGCCUGUCUCUGGAGGGCAUCGCUGUUCUAAACAUUCCCAGCAUGCAUGGCGGUUCCAAUCUCUGGGGUGAGAGCAAGAAGGGGGACGUUAAGGGGUCGAGCAGUCAGGACGAGCCCGAUGUGAUCGUGGACCCCGAAAUCCUGAAAGUGACCGGCCAAGAUCUGAGCGACCGUAGACUGGAGGUGGUGGGCCUAGAGGGCGCCAUGGAGAUGGGACAAAUAUACACGGGCCUGAAGAGCGCCGUGAGGCUGGCGAAGACAGCGCAGCUCACCAUCAGGACCAAGAAAGCGUUGCCGAUGCAGAUCGACGGAGAGCCGUGGAUGCAGCCGCCCUGCACAAUUCACAUCACGCACAAGAACCAAGCGAGCAUGCUGAUGGCUCCACAGGCCAAAGCAUCCGGAUUCUUCAACUACAAAUAAAAGCAAACGUUCUGUCUCCAGGCAAUAUUGUAACUUCUAAAAAAUAUAUAUACACAUUCGUAAAAUGUAAAUUCCAGAGCUACAAAUGGACAUCUGCUGUUUUUGAAGACUGACAUGUCCGAUCACUUUGGAUUUGUCUUUUCUGUUGAAACAAAACUUACAAACUAUUAUACGAGUACCACAUGGAAAGAAAGCACUUACAUCAACAUCGUAUGCAAUCGGAGAUGAAAGAUUCAGAAAAUAAUUUAACCAUUUAAUUUUGUGGUUUUAAAGUGGUACAUUUCCAAGAAUUCCAACAAGUACACUAGAAUUUUAAUUUUCCUGAAUUCAAUUUUCCUUAAAAUAUGAAUUACCGCUCUACUCUGUGUACUUGAUUAUUGUAUAUAACCGACUGACAUCUUAUAAGGCUUUAACAUCACGCAGUGCAGAUUAUUUGCGUGAUUGUGAGAUUAAAAAAAAAAAACAACAACAACAAGACAAAGAAGAAGCUCUUAUUCAAUACAAUCAACGCCUCCAAUGCUUCAGGUCGACUGCUGUGUAGGAAUGUAAUGUUAGUUUGCUUUGAGAAGGAGGAGUGCUUUUUUGAUUGCUUCUGCCUAAAUUGGGGAGACACACUGGGAAUUGCACAUUCCUAGUUGUUGUACUUGUGGCUCAGAAGUAUAUUAUAAUGAGAAUGUAAUAAUAAUAUUGAUGACAAUGAUGAUCAAUGAUGGUAAUAAUAAGAAUCAUAAUACAUUUCAAAAGGACCAUGAGCUAAAGAUUGAAUGUGGCCGAAAGAAUUGUAAUACUAUGGUACAUUUAAGAGGGAAUAUCUGAGAAUAUGUGUGUGUGUGUGUACGUGUGUCUGUCUGUCUACUGCCUCAUGUUAGCGGGACGCAAGGCCAUUAGACUUAGCCUUCAAUUAUCACCAAUAUGAGACAAAUCGUUCAGGUGAAAAGGAGGGUGUUUGUGUGUCUGCCAUGUACCCCUGUACCUAAAGGUUUUUUGUAAAGGUUUACGUCACUAUGUAAACGCUCCACGGAGUCAAAUAAUUUCAGUAUACCAAGAGCGUGUUGUGACGACAGUGUGUUUGAAGGGACAGAAUGUGCAAUCAAGGAAAUCGUGCCGUUUACUUUUCUGACACAAGAGGGUGCCAUUACUUGUGUAUUGUUUUUUUUUUCAUCCCUAGUUCUGCUUUAGCUCAAAAUUUGGAUUAAAGACAUCAAUCUUUUUACAGUA
This is a messenger RNA of Hippocampus comes (tiger tail seahorse), 3669 nucleotides long. RefSeq names its product diacylglycerol kinase, alpha a (gene dgkaa). The record is from RefSeq and is a predicted model, not a curated record. Gene Ontology annotation, biological process: phospholipase C-activating G protein-coupled receptor signaling pathway. The transcript has 24 exons. Gene Ontology annotation, molecular function: ATP-dependent diacylglycerol kinase activity; calcium ion binding. Lineage: Eukaryota; Metazoa; Chordata; Actinopteri; Syngnathiformes; Syngnathidae. Bases 259 to 2451 code for a protein of 730 amino acids. Gene Ontology annotation, cellular component: plasma membrane.